Messenger RNA from Oreochromis aureus, 1288 nucleotides. RefSeq names its product coiled-coil domain containing 43 (gene ccdc43). NCBI's taxonomy places the organism in Eukaryota, Metazoa, Chordata, Actinopteri, Cichliformes, Cichlidae. The record is from RefSeq and is a predicted model, not a curated record. The transcript has 7 exons. The coding region runs from base 16 to 789 and encodes 257 amino acids.
AGCUCUUGCCAGUGUAUGCUUCUCUUGAAGGACUUUGCAAACUACUUCUCUACUAACCUGAGAAACUGCCUGUCAAAGUCUCCAUGUAGAAGCGGAGGCAAUGAUAACGGACAGCCGAGCUGCAGCGUAGGACCCAAAGGGGCCAAGAUGGCUGCGCCCUUGACAGACGCCGGGGAGUUUGAAAGCUGGCUAAAUGAUCGACUGGACUCGUUAGAAGUGGAUCGUGAGGUGUAUGGGGCGUAUAUUUUAGGGAUUCUACAAGAGGAGGAGACCGACGAGGAGAAAGAAGAUGCGCUUCAAGGAAUUUUAUCCGCAUUUUUGGAGGAGAACACAGUGGAAGAUGUCUGUAAACAGAUCAUAAAGCAGUGGGAAGAGUGUUGCAGCAAAUCUGCAGCCAAAAAGGAUGCUGACGAUGAGGUCCAGGCUAUUGCCAGUAUGAUAGAAAAACAAGCUCAGAUUGUGGUGAAGCAGAAGGAGGUGUCUGAGGAGUCCAAGAAAAGGAAAGAAGCCCUUCUCGCUCAAUAUGCUAAUAUAACAGACGAAGAGGAUGAAGCUGAAGAAGAAGAGCCAACAAGUGGAAAUAUCACUGGAAAUGAAAAAAGCCUGUUCAAAAACACCAAUGUGGAGCUGGUGCUGAACAGACAAAAGCAAAAGCGGGAGCAGGCUCGUGAAGAAGCUCAAAAGAAGAAGGAAAUGGACAAGAUGCAGCGGGAGAAGGACAAACUAGCUAAACAGGACAGAAAAGAGAAGGAGAAGAAGCGUACACAGAAGGGUGAACGCAAAAGAUAAAACCAAAAGAAAGGACACUUUAUAAAAAAGAUUUUUGCUACAAUAUGAAAAAAAAUAAGUCUUUGGCUCUUUUUCAGCUGAACACCAUCCACAUCAAACCCUUGUUUCUGUAUCUCAUGUGUGUGUGAAUAACGAACUAUAUGUUAAGAAUAAAAAUAAAUGUCUUUUGUUUUCAGAGUUAAACAGAUGAUGUUUAAAAAAACAAAGCUGUAUGUCAAUGAUGAACAUGGUCAAUCCCUUGUUAGUCAAAUUUUUGCUUAAGUCAGCCAAAUAUAGUUUUUCCAACAAAUACAUGGUAUGCUUUGAGUUGGCUAAAAGUACGUUUAACCUUAAAUGAUGAAAUUAUACUGCUGAACCUGAAAUUGAACUAAUCGUGGGGGGGGGGAAAGAAACACGAAUAGUUUUAACUCAACAGUUCAGCCUGUUAUCCUUUGCCACAUCUUGCAAAUGCCUUCAUUUUUCAAAACAUUUUUGAUUAAAAGCUGUGCUGCUGCCAGAA